CAAGAGAUCCAGAAAAACUACAAGCGGGCAGUACCACGCAGCAUUCACUUCCGGUGCUCACGCGCACCUGAGGACGGUCUGCAAGGAAAUCCCGCGGAAGCUUUGCGCAAAAACUCUUGAAUUGAGAAUGCAACAUCUUACGCUGUUGAACAGGUCCAUGUGCCGACUGCAGAAAGCGGAUCAGGAUUUGAAGGGGUGAAAGAAACCCCAAACCUCAUCACCUGCAGAGAUCAGAUUCUCCUUUAUUUGGAAAUUUAUGUCAUUGCUCUCAAAAAUUCACGGCACUUUUCCCAACAGAUUGCUUUACCGUUACAGAUCUGAUCAAAGGUCUUCCCCUCCAGAGCUCUGAAUUCCACAACCGGUGAUGGAGGAAGGCCAGAUCCCCAAAACCUUUCCCCGGAUAAUACAGGAAGGGGCGUUUGCCCUUCUCAAAGAAGAGAUCGAAAAGUUGCCUGACCUGGACAGGGAUGUGAGAAAGAAGCAUUGGGGGAAAUUGGGGGACACGCUUCUCCACUUUGCGGCCAGGCAUGGCAGGCUGGAUAUCUUGCGUUACCUUGCUGAGACUGUGGGAAUGGAUGUCGAGCUGGUGAAUUGGGACUACAAGCGCCCCCUCCACGAAGCUGCCUCCAUGGGCCACCCGGAUUGCGUUUCAUACCUUCUGGAACGGGGAGCCACUGUUGACUGCUUGAAGAAAGCAGACUGGACUCCUCUUAUGAUGGCUUGCACGAGGAGAAACUUGGAGAUCAUUAGAGAUCUUGUCCAGCAUGGAGCCAACGUACUACUAAAGAACAAGGAUGGGUGGAACUGCUUCCACAUUGCCAGCCGUGAGGGAGACCCUCGGGUCAUCCAAUACUUGCUGGAUGUUUCUCCCGGCAUUUGGGACACAGCGAGCAAGAUCAGAAGGAGCCCACUGCACACAGCAGCGAUGCACAGCUGCCUGGAGGUCGUGAAAAUCCUUCUGGAAAGGUGCGACUACCAGCCGAACAGUAGGGACAACUGUGGGAUCACUCCUUUUAUGGAUGCUGUACAAAACGGCCACCUGGAUAUUGCCAGCCUACUUCUAGAGAAACAUCGGGCUCAUUACAAUGCCAGGGAUGCUCUUGGCAAUCAGCCAUUGCACCAAGCCGCAGUCACAGCCCAGGACGAUGCUCUUCGGUUCCUUGUGUCUGAUCUUGGGGCCGAUGUCAACGCAAGGGCCACAGCACUCCAGGUCACUGCCCUGCAUUACGCAGCGAAGGAAGGGCACGGGAGCACAAUCCGGUGCCUGCUUUCCUUGGGGGCUGAUUUACACGUGAAGGAUGGGAAGAACCGAACCGCGUUGCACAUGGCUUCUGCUGGACAACAUGCAACAUGUGUGCAUAUUCUCCUGCAGGCAGGGUUACAGGAUUCUCCAGACACUACCGGGACGCACGCCAGGCAGCUGGCGAAGAAACCCGCCCUUGUCCGGCUCUUCAAGGAGACCAGCGCUGGUGCUUCGAACCAGCUUUGUGGGAAUGAGGAUUAAAAAGACCCUACAUCUUUCCAGCAUUUGUUUUCUGGUGGGAUUUGU
Molecule: messenger RNA, 1549 nt
Organism: Candoia aspera
Lineage: Eukaryota; Metazoa; Chordata; Lepidosauria; Squamata; Candoiidae
Gene: ANKRD16
Product: ankyrin repeat domain 16
Exons: 9
Coding region: 365-1504 (379 amino acids)
Cellular component (GO): nucleus
Molecular function (GO): protein binding
Source: RefSeq, a predicted model, not a curated record